AUGGUUGCUUAUUUCCGUGACUGUCCUCGGGUUUCCAGCCUUAUGCACAAAGAAACUUGGCGAACAGCAGAUGGUUCUUGCCAGGAGUAUCGUCCCAGCGAUUCACGAGCACCCGAGAGCACAUCAGAUUGGGCCGUAGAUCGUGGCAGGGAUGGAGAGGUGGCCAGCUUAUUUCCUGACUGUCCUCGGGUUUCCAGCCUUAUGCACAAAGAAACUUGGCGAACAGCAGAUGGUUCUUGCCAGGAGUAUCGUCCCAGCGAUUCACGAGCACCCGAGAGCACAUCAGAUUGGGCCGUAGAUCGUGGCAGGGAUGGAGAGGUGGCCAUUGAGACAAAAUAA
Messenger RNA from Opisthorchis viverrini, 339 nucleotides. RefSeq lists its product as hypothetical. The record is from RefSeq and is a predicted model, not a curated record. Lineage: Eukaryota; Metazoa; Platyhelminthes; Trematoda; Opisthorchiida; Opisthorchiidae. The transcript has a single exon. The coding region runs from base 1 to 339 and encodes 112 amino acids.